AUGAAAAAUUCACAGAGAUGUUUAAACUAUCAGAACGAAGUUUAUAAUAAAUUAGAAAUAACUUCGUCAUAAGUUUUAAAAGGGAAAAUACAUGAGAAGGAUGAAUAGGUCAAUUAUUUCGAAAUACAUUUAGAUAAAUGAUUAGUAAAGUUCUUGUACAUAAUCGUUUAAGAUUUAAGAGAUAAAUCUGUAAUUACUAAUCGACAAAUCAUAAGAGAUCAUGUAAUAAUAGGAGCAAUUAUAAUUGUAAUCUCCAGCAAGUAGAAAAAGAUCAAGUUCGUUUGAAGACUUAUAAUAGAAAUUAAAUGAUUAUAUUGAGCAAUAUAUUUAAGACAUUAAAGAGCCGUAACAUUUUUUAGAUACUUAUUCGUUAUAAAAUUCUGAAAUUUGCGAUGAUGAAUUUUCAUAACAAUCUAUCGAUUUAUGCUAAAGAAUAUAUUAAGUAGAUAUAUAUUAAUUCAUUUUUAGAGAAUAAUAGCUCAAUUAAAUCUAUCAGUUAUAUAAUCUAAUUCGAUUGAUUAGUCAACUACCGUUUCCUCCCCAAAAAAUAAUGAUUCAAUUUAGAUAAUGAAUUACAUGACUACCUCUACUCCUCUAACUCCUGUAUAAUUGGAAGAUAUACCUAAAAAAAAUAUUUCAAAUUCAGCAAGUUAAGAUUAACUAGGAUUAAAAAAUAGUUCGUAUUCUAUGAAGUCUUGA
This is a messenger RNA of Paramecium primaurelia, 699 nucleotides long. The record is from the annotation of a GenBank genome assembly. Lineage: Eukaryota; Ciliophora; Oligohymenophorea; Peniculida; Parameciidae.